Messenger RNA from Guillardia theta CCMP2712, 3435 nucleotides. RefSeq lists its product as hypothetical. NCBI's taxonomy places the organism in Eukaryota, Cryptophyceae, Pyrenomonadales, Geminigeraceae. The transcript has 35 exons. Bases 1 to 3435 code for a protein of 1144 amino acids. The record is from RefSeq and is a predicted model, not a curated record.
AUGAUGAGGAAGGCACAACCUGUGGAGGACAAGCGUCAGCAGGCACGGGAGACCAUGGAGGAUGAUAGAGAAGAGCUCUCGAGAAUGAAGGCAGAGAAGGAGACCUUUCGUGCUGCCAUGGCGCUCGAGGGAAGAGAGGUCGUUCGAAGCAGAGAAGAGCUGGUGAGGAUGAAGAGAGCGAUGGAAGAGCUGCAAGUAAGCAUGGAGAUCGAGAAUCGGAAGCGAAGAGAGGUCGAGGAGAAGCAGAGAAUCGAGCAGAGGCAGAAGGAGCUAGCGCAGGAGAGGCUGAAGGAGGCGAUAGCAGAGGUCGCGAGACUAAAGGACGCCGUGAACGCGAGGGAGCUGGAGGUUGUCAACACGACGAAAAGGAUGCUGGACGUGGAGCAAGACAGGGAGUACAUGAGCAGAGAGCUGCAGGCCAUGAGGUACAUCCUUGAAGCCAACAAGAAGGGGAUGGGGGAGAGGGAGCUGCAGCUGCAGGAGUGUCGGGAACAGGUCCAACUGCUGGUGGAAGAGAAGAGAAGGCUACAAGACGAGCAGGCUGCUCUGCAGGUUCGGCUGGACUGCUCGAGGAGGAUCGCGGACGAGCAGGACAAUCACUUCCUGCAGACGGAGAAGGCGCAGCGGAGGAUGAGAGAGGUGGAGGAGAAGGCGGCAGAGAUCUUCACAGCCCUUACAAGGGCGAACAUCCGCGUUGAAGAGCUUGAAGGAGAAAUGGGGGAAGCUGAGAAAACGAUAGCUGAGCUAAGACUGGACGUGGAGAGGCGCGAUGAGAUCAUAGAACAGUUCUCGUCGAACAUCCUCCCUUCUCCCCGAACGCCUCUGAUCACCGAUGGCAUGCAAUUGGACGGCCGGAGAGAGGAGAAGGAGAGGGAGGUGGAAAAGGAGAUGUCGAAAUUGAGGGAGGAGAAACAUUUCUUGAUGUUGGAGAACGAUGAGAUCAAAGCUUACAAGCAGGCUCUCGAAGAGAAGAAAUGGUGUGAUGAUGAUGAUGAUGACGACGACGACGACGAUGACGAUGACGAUGACGAUGACGAUGACGAUGAUGAUGAUGAUGACGACAACGAUGACGACAACGAUGAUGAUGACGAUGACGACGAUGAUGAUCAAAAGCUCAAGUCCAACCUUGACGCAGAAAUGAGGGAGAAGAAUGGUUACAAAGACAUGAUCGAUGAUCUGAAGAUCAAAUUGUCUUCAGAGAAGGACCGGGCGUACCAGGAAGCAGAGGAAGUGUUUCGGGACGACAGAGGGGCGCUGGAGCUGUCUGUAGCAAAGCUAGAGUCGAACUUGAGCACAACAUACAACGAGCUUCAGCUGUGUAAGGGAGAUCUGAUCAUGAAGCAAGAGGCCUGGGGGAAGCAGAAGUCGAUCUUCGAACAAGAGAUCUCGCGCCUUCAGAGGCUGCUCACGCUGAAACAGGUCCAUCUGAUAUUGUGUUGGAAUGUGAUGCCGGGAGGAGAAGGAGACAAGUCGUUGUGUUGUUCGCGUGUUGUCGCUCUUGGGCAUGUUCUUGACAGGACACGUCAGGCCAAGGCGCAAGAGCUGGAAAGGUACAACAUGGAGACUGCGAAUGGAUUUGCUCGAGGAGAGACUAGAAAGGAGACGAAGGAGGUGAAGUCCGGAAAUGCCGCAUCACAGCAGGUCAAGGAAGGGGGCCAGCGAAUGCCGGCGGAGCAGGAGAUGAGGGAAGACGCAAAGCAGCUCUGCAUCGAUCAGCUUGUUCGCAAGCUCGCAGACUCAGAGAGCAGGUGCAGGAGACUUGAAAAGCAUCUAGAGAUCUCUACCAGGUCUGCCUUGUUCUCCUUCACUUGUUCCUGCGGGUUGAAAUGGGAGAGCAAGGCAGAGUUGUACAACCUUGUCACUGAACUGAGAGCUCAGAGAGAUCUUUGUAGAAGACAACAAGCUGAGCUUGAGUCCUCUCUGGCGAAAGAGGAAGUCCACCUUGAGAAGCAAGCAGCGUUAGAGUCUUCUUCGCCCUUCCAGUUUGUUCUGCGGGAAGUAACAACUCAGUUCAACGGAGCCAUGUGGGCCAAGGACGCGAAGCCCCAGCACAUCCUCAACCUCCUCACGGAGAAGCGAGACUUGCAGCAGCAGCUCAGGGCUGCAGACGACCAGCAUCGGCAACUCAAGCAGAUCGUCAAGUACAACAAGUUUGCUCUCUUGGCUCUGCGCUACCUGCUGUGGAAGAGGACCAAGGAAUUUGAGGAGCAGCAACAAGAAACUGCCUUGAGACUUCGAGUCUCCGUCCAGUUGCAACAAGAAAACAACGACAACAAGACUGAGCUCUCCAGGAGAGAAGAUGUCACGAACAGGUUCGAAGAUCUCAUCGCCAAGUUCGACUCGGCCCGAGAGACCAUGGAGCGAAGACUGAAGCCUGUCGACCCAUCGCGACUCGCUGUCGACUGCUCGUCACAGACGGAGGAGACGCCCAUUGCUGCUGAAUCUUUGUCGGUGCUGAGGGAUCAGCUGGAUCGGGCGGAGGCAGCCAACCUUGACUUGCAGCGGGAGAGCGAGUCACGUGCCGAGCGCUGCGAUCAGCUGGAGAGAGAUCUUCAAGCUCUUCGUCAGAGAUAUGCUGCCUUGCAAGCUCUGUACGAGAAGUCGUUUCUUGAAAAGGACAAGAUACAAGCCGGUCCCGUGCGGGAGGGAUCGCAAGGCGAUGGUUGGCUCUCCUCUCGUGGGAUGGUGAAUGAGAGCAUGUGUUUGGUAGACGUGGAACAAGUUGCGAUCAGCUCGCAGAGUGCGGACGCCCAAGUGAACAUAAGGAGGCUGGAGGAGCAGUACGUGAAGAUCGAAAACGAGCUGAGAAACGUGUAUGAAGAGAAGAACAACUACAUGAGGAAAUUCCAACUCCUCACAAUCGACAUCGAGCAUGUGAGAAGGGUGGCAGACGAGACGAGGAGGAAUCACGACGACACGUCACACAUGCUGGACGAAGUGAGGAUGGAGAACCGAAGGCUCUUCCAGGAGCUCAACGAUCAGAAGCUCGACAACGGGGACUUGGAAAGGGAGAUCAACCGGUUGAAGGGCGUCAUCGACGAGUACAAGGCAGAGUCAACCAUGAUCGUGUUCCUCCAAGAGCGGCAGAAGAGGAUCCGCAACGCGAUGCAUGAGACGUUCACAGGACAGACCAAGGUUCUUGAGGAUCUUACAGCCGUGCGGGAGCGAUUCAAGGAGGACAUGGAGGACACCAAGAAGGUGGACCUGCAAACAGAGCUGGCAGCAGCGUUCAACAAGGGCAAGACUCGUGACGCUGGCGAGGAGGUCGGGCUCAGCCUCAAGAACAAGUACAAGGUGCUCAACGCCGGGUUGCAGCGAGAAAUCAGGACGCUGUGGAUUGAGAAGCUCCGCUCUUAUCGCCAUGACGUCGGAGAAGCAUGGGUCAUGCAAUCUUCGUCGAAAUUGUUGAAGAACGUCGUCAUGAGCAUCGUUUGA